Molecule: messenger RNA, 2653 nt
Organism: Cryphonectria parasitica EP155
Lineage: Eukaryota; Fungi; Ascomycota; Sordariomycetes; Diaporthales; Cryphonectriaceae
Product: family 92 glycoside hydrolase
Exons: 4
Coding region: 173-2548 (791 amino acids)
Biological process (GO): protein deglycosylation; carbohydrate metabolic process; protein quality control for misfolded or incompletely synthesized proteins
Cellular component (GO): cytosol; nucleus
Molecular function (GO): carbohydrate binding; peptide-N4-(N-acetyl-beta-glucosaminyl)asparagine amidase activity
Source: RefSeq, a predicted model, not a curated record
CUCUUUGAAGCGAGCCUUGGAAGUUCUAGUCACUCGCUCUUUUUAUUCUAUUCUAGGACUAUACUUUCCUUUGCUCUACAUAGUCUCACCUGUAUCAUUUUAAAAAAUAAUUUCUCGACAACAGAGGUAGUCUUCUCCUUGCCAGCCUAUCAAUCAAGCUGCUUGGUUAAUCAUGUCUCUCUUCCGACCUCGUCUCGUCUCAGCCUGGCUGAUAAUGACGGCGGGUCUCGUUUUCGGUCAGAACACCACCAAUACGACCACCGUCAACAACCUCGCCUUCGUCGACCCCCUGAUCGGAACCAGUAACGGUGGCAAUGUCUUCCCAGGUGCCUCUCUGCCCUACGGUAUGGCUAAGGCAGUCGCAGACACCAACUCGGGCAGCAACCAGGGCGGCUUCACCCUCGACGGCUCCAACGUAACGGGCUUUUCCCUUAUGCACGACUCCGGCACGGGAGGUGACCCUUCGCUUGGAAAUUUUGCCCUGUUUUCCUACAGCAGCUGCCCUGGUGGGGACAUCGACCGAUGUGUGUUUCCCAAGAUCUCUCGCGCCGAGUUUGGUAGUUUCAACAACGACACGGUCGUCGCCGAGCCAGGCUACUUCAGCAUCACCCUCGACUCGGGCAUCCAGACAGAAAUGUCCACGACGCAGCACGCCUCUUUAUUCAAGUUCACCUUCCCUUCCACCACCACUACUACUACAAGUGGCAACGAUACUUCCGACGAGCAGCACCCAAUAAUCUUCCAGGACCUCACCGACCUGUCCGACUCGCGUCAGGACAACGGAAGCAUAGCCGUGGACCCCACCACAGGACGCAUCACAGGCAGCGCCCGCUUCGUCCCCAGCUUUGCCCAGGGCACCUACGUGCUUUACUUCUGCACCGACUUCUCCGGCGCCGACAUUUUCGACAACGGCAUCUACUCCAACAGCCGCGCCAGCACCGACGUCAAGAACUUCACCAUCUCGCGGUCCAUCAACGGGUAUCCUCUGCCGGGCGGCGCCUUUGUGCGGUUUGCCAGCGCCAGCGAGCCCAUCUAUGCGCGGUCGGCCACGAGCUUCAUCAGCUCUGCGCAGGCAUGCGCGCAUGCCGAGGCUGAGAUUCCGGACUUUGAUCUGGAUACGGUCAAGACGAGCGCGCAGGCCAUCUGGGAGGAAAAGCUGAGCGCCUUUUCGGUCGACUCCACGGGUGUGGAUGCGUCGUUUGUGACCAACUUCUUUAGUGGUGUCUACAGGACGAUGAUUAAUCCUCAGAAUUACACGGGCGAGAAUCCGCUCUGGUCGAGCAAUGAGCCUUAUUUUGACUCGUUCUAUUGGUACGGUGGAUCAAAUGCCGACAAUAUCUUGGCCGACGGGUAUCUGAAGGGCCUGUCCACUGGUAUUGAUUGGGAUCUUGGCUACGCAGCCGUUGUAAAUGACGCAGAAAAUGAGCCCUUUGAUUGGUGCUGUGAGGGUCGCGGCGGCCUCGACUCGUGGAAGGCCCUCGACUACAUCCCCGUGCAGGACUUUGACUACAAGGGCUUCGGCACCAUGACCCGCAGCAUCUCGCGCACGCUUGAGUACAGCUAUAACGACUACUGCAUCUCCCAGAUCGCUGCCGGCCUCAACAACACGGCUGACCAGGAGAAGUACAUCGCGUCCAGCGGCAACUGGGAGAACCUUUACAAGUCGGACCAGACCUCGUUGUUCGCCAACGGCACCGAUACAGGCUAUACGGGGUUCUUUCAGCCCAAGUUCCUGAACGAGACCUGGGGAUUCCAGGAUCCUCUGCAGUGCAGCAAUAUUGAUACUUCAGGGGCAGCCUGCUCACUGCAAAAUACCGGCCGGGAGACCUUUGAGAGCAGCAUCUGGGAGUACAGCUUCUUCGUCCCUCACAACCAAGCUGAGCUCAUCACGCUCUUCGGCGGCCCCGAUGCCUUUGUCAGCCGUCUCAACUUCCUUCAUGACCAGGACAUCACCUACAUUGGCAACGAGCCCGCCUUCCUCACCGUCUUCCAGUACCACUACGCAGGACGACCAGGCCUGUCCGCCCAGCGCAGCCACUUCUACAUCCCGGCCUACUUCGAGCCCACCCCCUCUGGCCUCCCAGGAAACGACGACAGCGGCGCCAUGGGCAGCUUCCUGUCCUUCAGCAUGCUGGGCCUGUUCCCCAACCCAGGCCAGGACGUCUAUCUCAUCAACCCGCCGUAUUUCCCCAGCGUGAACAUCACACACCCCUUGACGGGCAAGACUGCCACUAUCCGCAACGUCAACUUUGACCCGACGUAUGAGGCCAUCUAUAUCCAGUCCGCUACCCUCGACGGGGAGCCGUACACCAAGAACUGGAUCGACCACAGCUUCUUCACCGAGGGGAAAGAGCUUGUGCUCACCCUGGGUCUGAACGAGAGCUCGUGGGGAACGCAGGUCGCCGAUCUGCCGCCCAGCCUCAGCGCGUACACGGGAUUCAACAGCACCGUGGCGAGGAGAAUGGCUGGGGGGUCUGGCCAGGGGGCUGGUUUUAGGUCGUACAGAAGCAACUUUGAUAUGUAUCAUCCCGGCUUCGGUAAGCUGUAAUUAAUAGUAACGAGGGAAGGGGGGCAGACAGCAUGCUGCAUAUACAGAGGCUGCGUUGCAUUAGGUGGAUAGCUUCUUGAGACAUAAUCAAAAAGGCACUGAUCC